AUGGUCGUCGACGGUGUGAUUGGUACUGGUUUGGUAGUUGUUAGAAUUGUAGCAUUGGGAACGGACUGGGAUCUGGUUCGAGGAGGGGAAGGUCUGGAUACACGUCUCGACUUGGAAGAAAGGUUGGCGGAUCCUGGAUCACGUGGUGAAGAUUCAGAUGGUGUGGAAGUGGAAGACGAGUCUGAAAGUGAAAAGAGAAGGGGUGUGCCCUCUCUACGAGAGCGUUUACCUUUGUCUGCUGGACUAGGAGUAGGUGGUUCAAGUGGCGUGGCUAAAACUACUACCUUGAUAUACUAUGAGGUUGCCGAUUUUUUCUUAAGCAUUGCUCCAAGAUUCAUCAAACUACCACGCCCAGAGAAAUACCCUAAUUUAACAACUGUUAGAGAUGUUGAUGGUAAUAACAAAGAUCUCAUACUCUAUAUUGAAGGUAUAAUCAUUCGAAUUCAACGCCCAGACCAUGCAGGAGAUGCUUACCAUUCUUGA
Molecule: messenger RNA, 483 nt
Organism: Lottia gigantea (owl limpet)
Lineage: Eukaryota; Metazoa; Mollusca; Gastropoda; Lottiidae
Exons: 2
Coding region: 1-483 (160 amino acids)
Source: RefSeq, a predicted model, not a curated record